Molecule: messenger RNA, 1350 nt
Organism: Rasamsonia emersonii CBS 393.64
Lineage: Eukaryota; Fungi; Ascomycota; Eurotiomycetes; Eurotiales; Trichocomaceae
Product: BZIP transcription factor HacA
Exons: 2
Coding region: 1-1350 (449 amino acids)
Biological process (GO): positive regulation of transcription by RNA polymerase II
Molecular function (GO): DNA-binding transcription factor activity, RNA polymerase II-specific
Source: RefSeq, a predicted model, not a curated record
AUGGAUAGUCUACUUCCACCUCUGAACGCCUUUGCCACCGCGCAGGCCAUGGAGAUUCCCCAGCUUACCAUCUCUCCUGCCGCUACCUCGUUGAAGCCUCCGGAGCCGAAGCCUGACGACAAGAAGCCCGAGGAGAAGAAACCAGUCAAGAAGAGGAAAUCCUGGGGCCAGGAACUCCCUAUCCCAAAGACCAACUUGCCUCCAAGAAAACGAGCAAAGACUGAAGAUGAAAAGGAGCAACGCCGGAUCGAGCGGGUGCUCCGAAACCGUGCGGCUGCACAGACCUCCCGGGAACGCAAGCGAAUGGAGGUGGAAAAGCUCGAGAGGGAGAAGUUGUCGUUGGAACAGCAAAACGCCUUUCUGCUGCAGCGUCUGGCGCAAAUGGAGGCUGAGAACAGCCGCCUCGACCGCCAGGUCGCGCAGCUCUCCGCUGAGAUCCGCGGUUCUCGGGGCACUACCCCGAAAUCCGUGUCUCACGAUUCCAACUCGCCCACUCUGACGCCCACUCUGUUCAAGCAGGAGGGUGAAGAUCUCACUCUCGACAAGAUCCCCUUCCCGACUCCGUCGCUCACCGAAUUCUCUCCCAGCCUGAAGCCGACCGAUCUGGCUGAGUCCUCCGACGUGGCACAACAUCCUGCAGCGAUGUUGUGUGACCUGCAGUGUCAGUCGAAGGACUCGAAGGAUCAACCGGUUCUGGUGUCCUCCCCUUCCUGGACUCCCAAUCAGGCUCUGAGUCUCACGCUGCAAGUGAUGUUGCAGCUCCUCUUUCUGACGAUGACUUCCGCCGCCUAUUCAACAGUGAUUCACCCGCUGGGUCAGAUUCUGACCUCGUUGAAAACGGGCUCCCCUUUGACCUUCUCGACGGAGGAGAUCUAUCGGCAUUUCCCUUUGAUUCAUUGGUUGAUUUCGACUCCGAGCCUGUCGCCGCCCUCGAUGGCGUCGCCGACUCGUCGAUCGGUCUUUCGGAUGAGACUGCUCACCCGACUUCUGGCGUGCAGCCCAGCCUUGGCGCGUCCACUUCGCGAUGCGACGGGCAGGGCAUUGCAGCUAGCUGUUAGUGACAUUUCUCUUCGUCAGACUGGGUCGGCCGUCCCCGAUGCCGUUGGAACUCGGCAGGAUUGGAAGUCGUUAUUGACCAUGGCCUGGGCGAUUGACUCGAUUGAGAGGUGGAACCGUGUUGGACGACGAGGGCGGCUGGCCGGUCACAAGAGGAUGCUCACUACGUCGCUACGAUCAAGACAGCUGAGACGAAACCACAAGCACAAUAUGUAUUAUGGGAGUACACGGAGUUCAUGGAGUUCGGGGAAUUUGGAGAAUCUGACUUCCAUUCUCAUGGGGAAGCGUUGCUAA